This is a messenger RNA of Humulus lupulus (European hop), 1106 nucleotides long. RefSeq lists its product as uncharacterized. The record is from RefSeq and is a predicted model, not a curated record. The transcript is spliced from 2 exons. The coding region runs from base 200 to 1003 and encodes 267 amino acids. NCBI's taxonomy places the organism in Eukaryota, Viridiplantae, Streptophyta, Magnoliopsida, Rosales, Cannabaceae.
AGCAGUACUGAAAAAUGAAAGAGGAAUCACGCCUGCCAAAGCAAAAGGGGAGAGAGGAGAUGGGAAUGGGUUUGUAAUAAAGAAUAAGAAAAAAAAAAGGUACAUUUGGGCAUUGAAUAUUGAAAAAUAUUGAUCACAAAAUUGAACAAACUCCAAAAGGCUUCUUCUUGUUCUUCUUCUCUGAUAUUUCAUAACUCAAAUGAAACUUGUUUGUUUCUCUUCCUCUCCUUCUUCACCUUUUUCCAUUAUCUGUCUUCCUAUUCCUAACUUGUUCAUGCAAGAAUCAAAGAACUCAAACACAAGGACGAAACCUUGGUAUCAGAAAGCAAUGGAGGUGGGGAGCCUAUGGAGAACAAUUUCCAAUAAGUCCACUACUACUACUACAAACGACACUACCUCCUCAUUAACGAUAUGGAAAACAAUAUCCAGAACGACAACAGAAAUGUCAAGUAAUGGUAAUGGUGCAACGACACCAAAUUCUAAUAACAACAGACAAAAUAAGCUAAGGAAGUGUAGCUCUCUCAAGGUGGCAACUUCAUUGACUAGGGUUUGCCUUUGUGCACCCAUAUCAUCCUACAAUGAAGUGUUCAGAGCUGAGAUGAACAUUCCUCCUAGAAGGAGCAACAGCUAUCCCAGAUCAUCAUCAUCAUCAUCAUCAAAUAACAAUAAUAAUAAUAAGCUGAGUUCAUCAGCAGCAGCAUCAUCUGGUGUUCAUCAUCAUCACCAUCUUCAAGAUCAUAAUCAUCAGACUAGGGUUUCUACAAGUGGGAGGCAUAGCAUGGAAGGUAGAAGAGUGAUAUUCAGAGGGAAGUCAUUAAGUGAAGAUGUUUUGAUGAGAAGAUUUGUGGUGGAUGAAGAAGCUUCCAUGAUGCAACUCAGGAAAAGGAACCAAAUGGAAGUCAUUAGAAGAGGAAAUCUCAUGCGAAGGAAGAAGCUUGGCCCUAGUCCUCUUAGGAGAAUGGUCAUGGCUACAACAACUACUACCACUACUACUCAUUACUAAAUUUGUUAAUUCAUUGAUUUAUUACUUACUUUUAUAUUAUUUAAGCAUUAUUAAUUAAUGUUUCUUUUUAUUAUAUUAAUAAUAUAUCAUUUCUGCAAAUUAA